Molecule: messenger RNA, 501 nt
Organism: Ochotona curzoniae (black-lipped pika)
Lineage: Eukaryota; Metazoa; Chordata; Mammalia; Lagomorpha; Ochotonidae
Gene: MSMP
Product: microseminoprotein, prostate associated
Exons: 4
Coding region: 1-501 (166 amino acids)
Source: RefSeq, a predicted model, not a curated record
AUGAGGCCAUCAGAAAUGCUCCUCUUCAAAAGGAUAAAAAGUGACUCCAGAGAAGGGUCCGAGCCGACGGGUGCUGCACGACUGGCCUUAAGGAUGCUGUGGGCUGGGCAGGCCAAAGGGAUCCUGGGAGGCUGGAGGAUUCUCUGCUUGGUGAUGUCUCUACUCCUCCAGCACCAAGGAGUGCACAGCAAGUGCUACUUCCAAGCUCAAGCCCCUUGUCAGUAUGAAGGCAAGUACUUCACCCUGGGCGAGUCCUGGCUCCGCAAGGACUGUUUCCACUGCACCUGUCUGCACCCGGUUGGCGUGGGCUGCUGUGACACAUCCCAGCAUCCCAUUGACUUCCCUGCUGAAUGCGAGGUUCGCCAGGAACCUGGAACCUGUCAGUUCUCCCUGGUGCAAAAAUCUGACCCUCAGUUGCCCUGUAAAGGGAGAGGGCCCGACUUGGAGUGGGGCUCAGCCAACACGCCUGUUCCUGGGGCUGCUGCUCCCCAGGCUGGCUAA